AUCUCAUUUAUUGGAAUCAUUAGUGUGAUUUUGUCUUUGGAGCUAGUUGCAGACAUUCUGUGUCAGCACACAAUACAUUCCCAGCUUUCAACAAAGCGCAUACGUCGCUCUUCACCAGCUGAGUGCAAUGAUGCUUGUUCUGGUUUUUAUCUGGGUUGUUUUGAUGAUAGAGGUCAGACCUGUGAUGAAGGUGGUCACAACUCACCUAUUCCUGGCCCUAGAGAUCUCCCUCUUUUUGCCAGUCUGAGAGACACUAGCCUGACCAUUGAGUCAUGUUUACAGAUGUGUAGAGAGCUUGAUUACAAAUAUGCCAGUGUACAGGCUGGCCGUUAUUGCCACUGUGGAGAUAAGUUUGGUAGAUAUGGUCGUUCGAAAUCAACAGUGUGUGAUAGACCAUGCACUGGAAAUGGCACACAAAUAUGUGGUGGGUCAUGGGCCAACUCCAUUUUUACUGUCUGAUACAACUCAAUUG
Molecule: messenger RNA, 472 nt
Organism: Owenia fusiformis
Lineage: Eukaryota; Metazoa; Annelida; Polychaeta; Sabellida; Oweniidae
Source: the annotation of a GenBank genome assembly